GGAGCGAUUUUCGAACGUAGCCUAGCCGGAAGUUUACAGUUUUAGGUCGCGCGAUUUGAAAGAGUAGAAAAUAUUCAUUAAAUAUGCAGGAUUUAGCAAAACUUAAAUAUGCAGAACUGCGUAAAUUGGCUAAGAAAGCAGGCAUUAAAGCAAAUUUAAAGCAAGAGAAGCUUGUUGCAGAGCUGACCAAGUACUAUGAGAAAAAUGAUAAACAGGAAGCAGGUCCAGUCAAAUCAAAGACUCCAACAUCAGUUACGGAAUGCAAAAAAACAUUUCUGGGGAAAGCAAAAACACCAGUAUUGGUUGCAAAAAAACAUACUCCAUCAAAAGCUUUGACACCAGCUAGGGUAAAUACCACAACACCCACACAAGUAGGACAGUCUGGUACUCCAGGUUCAGCUAAACCUAAUUCAAGAUGGGAGAAACGUGUCUUCUCUCCAGCUGUAGCAGUUAGACCAGCUUCCUCAAAUGUUAAACCUGACAUACCCAAAGUGAAAGUAGCCACUCCAACAAUCAGUUCAGCAACAACACCCAAUAAAAAACCUGCAAUAAUGCCCAUUUCCAAUAAGGUUGCAGCCAAAAGAAAACAGUCAGAAACACCUGAUGUUUGCCAGCCAGCAAAGAAGCGAAGAAGUACAUUUGAUAAAGCACAGACACCAGAAAUUAAAUCUCCAUCGGUUACUGAUAGCACAAAAAAGAGGAGGAGUACUUUUGAAAAAGCCCCCACACCAAAUCUUAAGACACCUGAGGUUGGAAGCCCAAAUCGUAGACGUUCUGGUCGUCAGAGCACAGGUAGCGCUGAGUCGGUGACUGAGAUGUUAGGGGCAAUGAAGGAUGGUAUGAAUAGUGAAGAAAUGAAACAGAGUUUAAUGUCUGUCCUAGAUAAAAGAGUUAAAGAAAAAGUGACAGUGGAACCAUCCUCUGUUAACAGUAGUACCAGUAUACCAAGAUUUGCUGCAUUUGUAAAGAAGAGAAAGGAAACUAAACCCAUCACUCCAGGGAACAAAAACUGGGAGAAGAUUCACCAGAAGAAUUUUGAAAAGUUUGAUCCAAUUGAUGUAUAUCUAAACAAGAAGCGUAAACGAGCUGAGGAAAUGACUGCAUCCGUGAAGAAAGCUAAGACAUUACUGGGUGAAGUUCGUAAUGCCGUUGAUAAAUUGAAGGCUCACAAGACACCAGAAACUAAUGAAAAUAAAUUCUUAAAGCCUAGAACAUCCAAUGUUAACAAGACAACACCGUUCAAGCCAACAGUGCUGAAUACAAGUAAAAUGAACCUGAACUUUGGAGCUAAGAAGUCACCCAAGACUUUACCUAGGAAAUCUCCAAAGUCUGUCAUCUCCUCGGCAGUGAAGUUUGCUGAGCCAGCAGCUAGAAAAUCAACUGGUUCAGUAGCUCCAAGAAAAUCCACCACCACACCAUUUAAGUUUACAGCGACGUCCACACUGAACAACACAGUUACAUCCAGCAAGAAGUUUGACCUUAAAGCAAGUCUGGCUAGGCCAAUCACAUGGAAGACACACAAAGGAAAGUUGAAGCCAUUGGAGGAUUCCACAAAGAGUCCUGUAUAUAUAAAAGGCCAAAGUGCUGUUAAAAUAAAAAAGGACAGGGAAGUGACAAGAAAGAAUGUAGCAAAACGACGUGCUGACAAGAAGCAUGAUUCUCAGAUGGCAAGACGAGGGAUUAAAAUAUAAAUAUCUGAAUAAUAAACUUUCAAUCUGAACUUUUAUUCUAUCUGAGUUUCUUUAAGACAUAUAACAAGGAAGAAUGUUUCAAACAGAAUGAUGAUUCAGCUUUAUUUGAACACUGGGCAAUGUUAACUAUGGAGACAAGUUUAGUUUAUACAUAUGCUCUAGAUUUGAUAGAGAUGUUACAUAAGGAUUAUUGUCGCAACCAAGUGUAGAAUCAGAUAACUGUUAAUAUUAUCAUUAAUAGCGUGUGGUUACAUGACACAGCUUUAGAUUCUAAAGUUAAAGAGACUGUCUCAGGUUUGUAUUGAGAAAUAAUCUAUUUUCAAUGACAGUUCUGAAUAGUAUUAAAGAUAAAAUGAUGAAACAUUUAUUAUGACAGAAUAUUACUGUACUACAAGUGUAAAUUAUCAUUUCAAAAUGGAAGUUAUAAUUGAUCUUUGGAGACAUAUUUUUAUGUAAUUGAUAAUGUAUGUAUGUCUUAGACUAGCAUCAUAAGACAAGUGAUAUAUAUUAUAACUGGUAUUGUAAGUUUUGUUUGUAUUUUACAUUUGGUUCUACAUUGAAUACCUAUCUCUAAUUGACCAGAUAUAGUCACUGUUCUUUGACAACAUUACACAGUUUCUGUUUGGGGGGCAUCUGUGCGUCAGUGGUUAGGUUGCUAACUUGCAAUUAUUUCCCCAUUACUGUUAUGGGUUCAAAUCCCACCAGAGAACACUGAAUAUCUUAUAUGAAGAAGGCUAUGGUUUGACUUUGGUGACUGCUCAUGAUUGAAAUAUUGCAACUGUAGGUCUUCCUUCACCAUUAAAAGUGAAGUUAUCAUAUAACCUUUACUAUGUUGAUGAAAUUUAAAACACAAAAACUGAUUUCUGUAUUUUUCUUUUGAAAGUGUGGAGACAGAGAAUUUCUUCUAUUUUGUUCUAAAAUAGACUUGAUUUCAGUAAGAUUAAACAUUGUCCCAUUUUUAUACGCCCGUUUGAAAAACGGGACGUAUUAUGGGAACGCCCCUGGCGGGCGGGCGGCGUCCAAUUUUGUCCGGAGCAUAUCUCCUACAUGUAUGGAGGGAUUUUAAUGAAACUUCAUAGAAAUGUUCACCACUAUGAGGAGCAGUGUCGCGCACAUGAACCAGGUCUCUAGGUCAAAGGUCAAGGUCACACUUAGAGCUCAUUGAAAAAUGCUUGUCCGGAGCAAAACUUCCACAUGUAUAGAGGGAUUUCAAUAUUACUUGGCACAAAUGUUCACCAUUGUGAGGCUGAGUGUUGCGCACAAGAUUCAGGUCCUUGCGGCCAAGGUCAAGGUCACACAUAGAGGUCAAAGUUCAAAUAAAAAUAUGAAGAUGUGUAUAUGGACCAUUUAGUCAUCAUUUAUUGAGGGAUUGUAACACAAAUGGUCAUUAUCAAGACUAUGGCUGUGAUACAUAUAAUUUAGGUCAAUAUAUACAAGGUCAAGGUCACUAAAGAUGAUGAAAUAUCCAGAUUUUGUCCGGAGCAUAUCUCCUACACGCAUGGAGGGAUUUUAAUGAAAUUUCAUAGAAAUGUUCACCAUUAUGAGAAGCCAUGUCACGCACAUGAACUAGGUCUCUAGGUCAAAGGUCAAGGUCACAGUUAGAGCUCAUAGAAAAACGCUUGUCUGGAGCAAAACUUCUACAUGCAUAGAGGGAUUUCAAUAUAAUUUGGCACAAAUGUUCAUCAUUGUGAGGCUGAGUGCCGUGCAUAAAAUUCAGGUCCCUGCGACCAAGGUCAAGGUCACACAUCCUGUGCAUAUCUUCCCUACUGAUUUGUUUUAAGGUUCAUUUAACAACACAGUGCCAAGAAUAAAAACUUGCUUGCUAGAUAACACUUAUCCAUAAUGCCCCCAUCUCCAUCUAAAGCUUUCGUAAAUGGGCGUAUUUUGUGACUAUGGCACCCUUGUUUUUAUAUUAUCACUAUUACAACAGAAUUUUAGAAAAAUAUUUAUAUGAUUUAUAAUACAAUAUCUGACCAGUUUACAUUAAUUCUCUAUAUUUAGUAUUUUCAUAUGUAAAGAACAAUGUUUUAACAUUUUAUGUUGUAAAACUGUAUUUCUUACUUUUGCUUUUAUCUUAUCUUUCCCUAAAUUUCUUUUAUCAUAUGUACAUAAUCAUUUCAUCAUCAUCACAAUAUUCAUCCUCUUCGUUAUUUUCUACUUUCAUUUUAUCAUUAGAAUGUAGUUUUCAUAAAUAGACAUGUAUGCCUAAGUUUAAUGUCAUAAUAUACCCUUUGCAAACACUGCUUUCAUUCAAGGUUUAAUUGCUUGUAUAUUGUAGAAAACAUCUUGAACUGCUAUUCAUGGGAUUGUGUUUGCAGACUAGAUUAUUUGUAAGAUGCAUAGGCGCUAGUCACAUAAUCAAAUAUUUUACAUAAUCGGCCUAUAUAUGUAUAUUAAGAUACAAAUGUAUCUUAUUAUAGUAUAUAGCCUAUAUAGAAUAUAAAAAAAGUUUGUUUCAAGCACUGCUAUCUUUGUUCUGUAAUAAGGGAGGUAAUUAUUGAAAUAAAGAUAGAGCAAGAAAAGUGUUGGAGCACCACACUAAAUACCUUAUUCCGGUAUAUACUGGACAAGGCCCUUGAAUGAUAAAGAGCUAAAAUCUCGCCUUUUCACCUGCCGGAAAUGCAUUUUAAGACAACUGCCAUUUGAACAGAUUUAUAUAUGAUCAUGAAUGAAAAAUGUAAGAAUUGGUGAAAACAGUGAUAUUUGUCUUCUUUGUGAUCAUAAUUUCUGCAAGUAUCUAGAGGGACUGCUAGUGAGUUAAAUCCAAUAAGGAUGUGGGUGUAACCACUGUGAUUACUUCCCUUUGUAUUGAACUAACAAUUUUAGCUAUGGUAAAAGGUUCAUGCAAUGUUAUAUACAUCUUGACUAACCAUACUCAAUAACAACAUUUUUACAUUGGUAUGAUCAUAGUUUUAGUUGUGUAACUAUCAAGUGGUUAGUUUAUCCUGUUCUGAAAAUGCCUGAACAUGCUUUUUAAGUUAAAUAAUUUGUGGCAUUAUGUGUAAUUUUAUUAUUUAUGUUCAAUGUGGGUUUUUUUUUUAUAUUUACUUAAGUCUUUAUUCAGGGAAUGAAAGGAAAAUAUUGUACUUUUGAAUAUAUAGGUUAUGUCAAUAUAUGAUGAUGAUGUUGGUGAUGUGAACACAACACUUUACAAAUUCCAUGUGCUUGCCAUGUUUGUCACUGACAGGAAUGCCGAUGACCUCGUUCUUCAUUUUUCGAUUUCGUUGAAAAACAAGAUCACAUUUCGGCAAUUUUAUUUAUUGAUGGCACUGUUUGUGUACACUCCUUUGUGUAUUAAUGAAGAUUUAUGAAAUAUGUUUUAUAAAUAUCUAAUAAAGUCAUGAAUGUUUUCAUGUUAGGUUACAAAUAAUAUACUCCUAUGUUGGCAUUUAUUUGGCAUCCAUGUGUAUUAUUAUUUUUUUGUUCAGUUUUGGUGUAAUGUCUUUUUCAAAGCUUUUACCAUAUUAAAUAAUUAUAUCCAGUAA
This is a messenger RNA of Ruditapes philippinarum (Manila clam), 5176 nucleotides long. RefSeq names its product nucleolar and spindle-associated protein 1-like. Gene Ontology annotation, biological process: mitotic cytokinesis; establishment of mitotic spindle localization; mitotic chromosome condensation. Gene Ontology annotation, cellular component: microtubule; mitotic spindle; nucleolus. The record is from RefSeq and is a predicted model, not a curated record. The transcript is spliced from 9 exons. The coding region runs from base 84 to 1691 and encodes 535 amino acids. Gene Ontology annotation, molecular function: microtubule binding. Lineage: Eukaryota; Metazoa; Mollusca; Bivalvia; Venerida; Veneridae.